Molecule: messenger RNA, 3138 nt
Organism: Trachemys scripta elegans
Lineage: Eukaryota; Metazoa; Chordata; Testudines; Emydidae
Product: sulfotransferase 1C2-like
Exons: 8
Coding region: 296-1204 (302 amino acids)
Biological process (GO): sulfation
Cellular component (GO): cytoplasm
Molecular function (GO): sulfotransferase activity
Source: RefSeq, a predicted model, not a curated record
ACAUUAACAAUGCUACCCGCUAAGAGCAGCACCCUGGCUUUGCCUAGCUGAUCAAGAAGGAAACUUUUCCUCCCCAGCAGGAGAAAGUUCAGUAUCCAGAUUAAGCAGCUUUAUAGACCCCGUCUGACCAUCUCGAUCACCCAUCGGAGGUGUGAAGGAGGCUGGAUCAGCUUUGUCAAGACAACAGACGAAAGCAUCUCAGCCAGGACACUAGUGGGUGUUUAAUAGCUGCUGUGCCUCACCCCAGAGGUGGCUGCAUUUCAGUGCUGGGUGAUCAUCUAGUCUGCGAUACACUAUGUCCAAAGAACAGACUAAAGCGCUCAUGCCGGAAAAAGAGGGACGUCCAGAACUGGGCGAAGUGGAGGGGAUUCUGCUCUCCCAGGCCACCUGUAAUGAAUGGCAGCGGAUCCAGAGUUUCCAAGCCAGGCCCGACGAUCUGCUCAUCUGCACCUACCCCAAAGCAGGCACAACAUGGAUCCAGGAGAUAGUAGACAUGAUCCAGCAGGAUGGGGACUUGGAGAAGUGCAAGCGCGCCCCCGUCCACCGCCGGCACCCCUUCAUCGAGUGGGCUCGUCCGCCCCAACCCUCAGGUAUGGAACAGGCCGAAGCCAUGCCCCCGCCACGGACCCUGAAAACCCACCUCCCUGUCAAACUGCUGCCUCCAUCCUUCUGGGAACAGCAGUGUAAGUUCCUGUACGUGGCUCGUAAUGCCAAGGACUGCAUGGUCUCCUACUACCACUUCCAGAGAAUGAGCAAGGUGGUGCCUGACCCGGGCCCCUGGCACGAGUAUUUUGAGAUGUUCAUGACGGGCAAAGUGGGCUGGGGUCCGUGGCACGACCAUGUGAAGGGCUGGUGGAAGGCGAAGGACAUGCACUGCGUGCUCUUCCUCUUCUACGAGGACAUGAAGAAGGACCUGAAGCGUGAGAUCCAGAAGGUGGCCCGGUUCCUGGGGAAGAACCUGGACCAGGAGCUUCUGGAGAAGAUCGUCUAUCACACGUCAUUCGACGUCAUGAAGGACAAUCCCAUGGCUAACCGCUCCGGCGUCCCCCUGUCCAUCAUGGACCAGUCCAUCUCCCCGUUCAUGCGCAAAGGGACUGUCGGGGACUGGAAGAACCACUUCACCGUUGCGCAGAAUGAGCGCUUUGAUGAGGACUAUGAGGAGAAGAUGGCUGGAACCAAUCUAACCUUCUGCAUGGAGCUCUGAGGACCCUGCCUCUGAGCCUGGCAGGAUCCACCCGGCCUGCCACAGCCACCCCUACAGGCCCCUGAAUCUCUACCAGUCUCUUCCAAGGUGACGGACCUUCUGCCAUGGACCACUCCCAGGCUCUGCCAAGCCCCAGUGCUUUUCUGUGGGGCGGCAUUGAGAGUUCUUCCACUGUAUAACUCUGCCCUCUCUGUCCCAUUUUUACCUCUUCUUCCCUCCCAUUAUCACCUACUACUCCUUCCCUCCUCCUGACCCACCAUGGCCCAUCUUUACAACUGUCUGGAAAAUGGGAGCUAUUUUCUCCCAUGGAAAAUGCCAAUUUGGGCUGGGGGGGGGGGACCUGAAUUCCACAAAAUUUUAAUUUAGAAAUGCUUCCUUAUGGGAGUUGUGGUUUGGGUACCUCAUGCUCCCAUUCUCCUAUAUGAGUCAGACUUCCUGGCUGGACUACAUCUCCCAUGAUAGAGCAUAGUCCUCCGCUCUUCUUGAGUGCAUCAUGGGACUCUGGGCCAUAGUGCAUCAUGGGAUAUGUAGUCUGGUUAGGUAGCCUGAGAGUCCAGAUUCCUAGGUUCUAUCCCUAGGUCUGGGAGGGGAGGGGAGUGGGGUCUAUUGGGUUAGUGCAGUGGUGGGCUGGGAGUCAGGACACCUGGGUUCUAUCCUCAGCUCUUCCACCAACUCACUGUUUGAGCCUAGACAAGCCACUUUCCCUGUGAUCUCCAUUGGAAAGAGGGGAAAUUAAGUCACUAUACUCUCUAUUUCAUGUCUCUAAAGCAAGGUGAUGCAUGGGGGGGUACAUGCAGGAUCACAUCCCCCCCCCCGAUUUGCUGUUUGGCUUGUACUGAGCAUGCUCAGUAACACUGCUGAAGCCAGCUGUCAUCAUUCGCCCACUGUUGCUCCCGUCAUCUCUGCUCUAAAUCCCCUUUUAGGUAAUCUCAGUUGCCAAGGUCGAAGGAGUAACAUAAAUGUACUUCUCAGUUAAUUCCUGAAACAACUGUUACUUCCCCUGUGGGCUCCCACGCAGCUGGGCUGGGGAAACGGGGCCAGAUUUCUCCUCACCACUGAACCGUGCAGAACAAAGUGAUUGCUUUUUUUAAAACUGCCGCUUGCCCUUUCAUUAACCUCAGCUGACAAGUCUGAUCCAGUUGACUGUAAUGGAACAGGAGCUGGGAGUGCAGUUAAGGGUGAUCUGCUUUCUUAGGGAACAGAAAGAGACUGAUCAAAGGAUGGCUGGGGUCAGACAUUGGAUAAUUUGGUAUUAAGCACUUACCCAGGUCUAAAUCAUACGUGUGAGCUGGCAGAACUCUGUCAUUGGGGUUUCUAACCCUACAGCCAGCUGACGUCUUUUAGAAUCCUCUUUUAGAAUUGAUAAAGAAUUUUUUAUCUCCAGAAUUCUUUUUGAUGAUCAGCUGUUGAGAUUAAUUUGUUGAUCUGACUUUGAUUUGGCAGUUGUAAUUAACGCUGGUCCCCCCCACAAAAAAAUCUUGAUGGAAGAGUUUUCCAUCAAAGGUGUAUUGAUCCAAAUUGAAAGGUUUUGUUAUCAGCUAAGCUUUUGACAGAAAAAAAUCUCAACACAAUUCUGAAUCAAAAUGGAGUAUUUCGUUUUGACUUGCUUGUUUCAUGUCAGCUUAUAUUGUGAAAUAUGAAUUGUUGUACUAACUUUAUCAUUGAGUUAUCAAAACAUUCUGAUCAGGUUGUGUGCAGGCUUCUGAAUCAAACAUUUUCUUCUGAAAUAUCCUUUCCAGAAAAGCUGUAACUGCUUAUCUGGAUUUGCAACAAAAUUCAGUGUCAAAAUGUUGGACCUUCCCACGGAAAAUCCUGUUUUCCAGCCAGCUCCAGUUGUAUUGCUUUUAUUUGUAGUUUGAUUUUAUGUUAGUAAUAAAAGCUUAACUUUGGUGGAAGGGGGUUGAAGUGGCUUUAAUAAAAUUUAUAAAGAGGUA